AUGCCGCGGGACUGGGGAGAUGGCUCUGGGCGCCCCAAGCGCCCCCUCGAGAAGUCCCGCGCGACCUCCCGCGCCUCGCCGGACGGCCACCGCCAGGAGGCUGACCUCCGUCGCCAGCUGACCUCCCGGGAGUCCCGGCGUUCCCCGGCGCGCGACGCCCAGCGCUCCCGCUCCCCCGCCCGCGACUCCCGGCGCUCCCCUCCGCGCGAUUCGCGCCGUUCCCCGCCCCGUUCUGACCGGCGCUCCCCGGCGCGCGGAGAUGGCCGGCGCUCCCCGCAGCGGGAUGUGGACCGGCGCUCUCCCGCGCGGGAGAGCCGCCGCGACCGCGCCCGCUCCCCUUCGCCCAUCGAGUGCCCCAACCCGCUGAUGUGCUACCUCUGCAAGGGCUCGGGCCACCCCGCGGCCCUCUGCCCGGACCGCCCGGUGUCGAAGGAGCUCAUGAUGUACGGCCACGGCAUUUAG
Messenger RNA from Aegilops tauschii subsp. strangulata, 462 nucleotides. The record is from RefSeq and is a predicted model, not a curated record. Lineage: Eukaryota; Viridiplantae; Streptophyta; Magnoliopsida; Poales; Poaceae.